Messenger RNA from Funneliformis mosseae, 1545 nucleotides. NCBI's taxonomy places the organism in Eukaryota, Fungi, Glomeromycota, Glomeromycetes, Glomerales, Glomeraceae. The record is from the annotation of a GenBank genome assembly.
AUGUCAUUUUCAUUUAAUUGUUUACUUCUAGGCGAAACUUCCUAUGAAAAAAUCUUCCAGGUUACCAUUCCCGAAUAUAUUAUCUCUGAUGAUACUAAAGUCUUCAUUCGUGAAGCACAAGUUAGACAAUUUAAAAUUGAAAUCAAUAUUGAUGAUGAAAACAAGGUUAAAGAUGUUUUUACUGUAAAGAAUAUUAAACGAAGACGUGAAGAACUUAAAGCCAAGUUUAUGAAUCCAGCGGAUAAGCUUAUAAAUGAUUGUUUUUCUGGAGAAUUUGUAGCUUUAUAUGGUGCGUGGGCUUCCAGGAAGUCUAUACGAAUGGAUCAAGCUAUGAUUAAGUUGGAAAGCGAAGGUUAUGUUUGCAUCUGUAUAUCUUUUGAAGGAAUGAAUGUGACAACUACGAACACAUUCUGGUCAGCAGUAGGCACUGAACUAUGUAUUAAGGCUCCACAACACUUUAAAUUAAACGAUGUCAAAUCUGCUGAUGAUUUUAAGCUAAAGUUGCAAAAAGAAUAUUGGAAUGGUAAACAUGUUGUUCUCUUUAUUGACGAGUAUGAUGUAUUACUUGAAGCAAAUGAUGACAUUAAAUUCUCAUUCUUUGGAGUAAUUCAUAAUAUUAAAAAUUCAAAAAGAAACUAUGCAAUCUGGUCUUCUGUAGCCAUCGGACCCCUAAGUAUUUUAUUUCUGAGAUCAGACAAAAUAAAUGUUUCUCCGUUCAACAUUAAGGAGUCAUUUAGGAACCUAAAUUUCACCUUGACACAAGUGGAGUCAUUAUAUAAAGAUUAUGAGAAUGAUGACAAAUUAAUCAUUGUUCCAGAGGUCAUUAAGGAUAUUUAUGAAUGGACGAAUAGGCAUGCUGGUAUUGUCUGCCUUUAUGGCAAGGCUAUCAAAUGUAACUUAGUAAAGAAACUUGACGAAAGAAGAUGUCUUGAUUUCAUUCUCUGGUCAAACUUUGUUGCCAGUUCACAACUGACAGAUCGUAUGAUUAUGUACAGUACAUUUAGAAAUAUAGUUGAUGAUCUCCUUAAGCCUGAUUAUAAGAAAACUAUGGUCUUUCUACGGUCUGUAUUUUUAGGAUCGUUCGAUUUUGUACAAAUUCAUGACAAUGAAAAAAGAAGACUAACAGAUUGCUUAACUACCCAAGGGGUGCUUAUUAGGGAAAAUGUGAACGAGUUUAGUUACAGAAUGUCAUCUAUUUUUGUUGAUGGAUUGAUUCAUGAUAUAAUCAUUGUGACUUCAAACCAAAAAGUUGUUCUUGAGCUUUUAGCAUCAGCAACAAAAAAGGAACUUAACGAACACUUUGAAAGGGUGCUUCAUUAUGCGGAAAUGCUAUCAGCAAGUGACAUAUGGAUAGUAAAUUUUUCAUGUGAAGAUGAUGCAACAAAGAAACCCUAUUGGCUACCCAAUGAUAGAAACUUUGAGAGUGUGAACGUUGCUCAUUUCUUUCACGACCAAAAGUUUGAAAAUGUACGAAUAAGCGCUCAAUAUAUAUCUAGCCCUGGUACUUUUAGUUAUAUUACAGAUCAAGUUAUUCAAUUACAGUAA